UUUCUACUUCCGGGUUAUAUGAGCGUUGCAGGCGCAAUGACAUUGUACCAAACACUAAAGAAGUCUGGCUGUUGUGUGGUUUCUACUUUGUUAAAACACAUGCUUUGAAGAGCCAAGAAGUGCUUGCCGUUCCGUCAACAUGUCUUCUAGCCAUCCAGGGUUUACAGAGGAGCAGCAGCGCACAACGCAGCAGGCGCCACUGGGUGUAGACUACAUCCCCACAGAGGAGGAGAAGAGAGUAUUGAAAGAGUGCAACCGUGAGAGCUUCUUAUACAGAUCGGUGCCCUUCUCUGUGGUCAGCAUAGCGAUCACUCAAGCCCUGGUUGCCAGAGGAACUCUGUCUCCGUCUCCGAGGUUCGGAUCUUUACCUAAAGUGGCCUUUGCUGGCUUUUGUGGCUACAUGGCUGGGAAAUUGUCAUACAUGAAAACGUGCCAGGAAAAGUUAAAGAAGCUGGAGAACUCUCCUCUGGGAGAAAUCCUUAGGCAGAGGGCAGGGAUGCCGCCGCAUUUCCUCGGUGGUCCUCAGUCAGAGCUCAGCGACCCAAACAGCCCGUCGUUUGACUCCAUGUUCCAGCCUCCAGAUGCUCCGGGAGCAGCGUCCAGCCAGACCAAGGAUCAUGGAUACGGAUUCAGCUCUGAUCCUCCUGGUCAGAUGGACAAAGCAGAUGACUUCAGUGCUCCAGUACAGUCGUAUUUGGAGGAAGACCGAGAACCUCAGAAGAAAUCGAUCCUCUAUGAGAACCUGAGGCUCAAAAACCGGGAGAACUAUGAGGUGACGCUCACUCAGAAGGCUGACGCCAUGCUCAAAGCGCCCACAGAGAAGGACCCAGAGAGAAGCAAGAAACAGGGGAAGAAGAACAUCUACGGAGACACAUGGGAAGAAUGAGUCCUUCCACUGGUCGGAUGAUGUGCUUGUGCUCUGACAUCAUUGAUAACAGUGUGAUGUAGGGCUCCCAGUUCUUCCUGUUUUUUUGCGUUUUUGAUUCAGUUUGUGAUCAAUGUGACAUUGACAGUGUGAAUUAAACCAAACUGGUCGAUGA
Xiphophorus hellerii (green swordtail) is the source of this 1040-nucleotide messenger RNA. Its product is annotated as OCIA domain-containing protein 1. The record is from RefSeq and is a predicted model, not a curated record. The transcript is spliced from 8 exons. Gene Ontology annotation, cellular component: endosome. Bases 140 to 886 code for a protein of 248 amino acids. Lineage: Eukaryota; Metazoa; Chordata; Actinopteri; Cyprinodontiformes; Poeciliidae.